This is a messenger RNA of Gossypium raimondii (Peruvian cotton), 381 nucleotides long. Its product is annotated as probable tyrosine-protein phosphatase DSP4. Bases 1 to 381 code for a protein of 126 amino acids. The transcript has 5 exons. Gene Ontology annotation, biological process: dephosphorylation. Lineage: Eukaryota; Viridiplantae; Streptophyta; Magnoliopsida; Malvales; Malvaceae. Gene Ontology annotation, cellular component: cytoplasm. The record is from RefSeq and is a predicted model, not a curated record. Gene Ontology annotation, molecular function: phosphatase activity.
AUGGCGUCAUCGACGUUUAUUGUUCAAAAUAGAUCAUUUACGUACAUAAUUUUCAAAAACAAUAACGAGUUUUUGAAGGUUAAUGGAAUCCGGCUUUUCCAAUUUCAUAUCGAAAAAUGCAAGGAACCCUUUGUGAACAUUCCAGAGGAAACAAUCCGGGAAGCAUUGAAUGUCGUUCUUGAUGUAAAUAACCACCCACUACUAAUCCAUUGCAGACGAGGAAAGCACCGUACCGGUUGUCUUGUGGGAUGCUUAAGAAAAAUGCAGAGAUGGUACCUCUCUUCCAUUUUUGACGAAUACCAGCGGUUCGCCGGUGCCAAAGCAAGAGUGUCUGACCAAAGGUUCAUUGAGAGGUUCGAUGUUUCAUCUUCAAAGAGAUAG